Messenger RNA from Rhizopus microsporus ATCC 52813, 3908 nucleotides. RefSeq lists its product as uncharacterized. NCBI's taxonomy places the organism in Eukaryota, Fungi, Mucoromycota, Mucoromycetes, Mucorales, Rhizopodaceae. Gene Ontology annotation, molecular function: protein binding. The record is from RefSeq and is a predicted model, not a curated record. The transcript is spliced from 16 exons. Bases 144 to 3893 code for a protein of 1249 amino acids.
AAAAAAAGUGUCACCCAUUUUUUCUUGAGAGGCUAAUUAAAAUCCAGCAUUUUUCUCUCUCUUCAUUUUAUGGUGUUUGCCCUUAUUGAGCAGAAAGAAAGAGACAAACAAUAGCUGCUAAUUACAAAAAAUAUAGCACAUAAAUGUGUUCAACAAAUAUGCAUUCAUACCCACUUGAUUAUCUACUUCACCCUGUCCCUGUGAUGGCCAUAUAUGGUCUAUCACCCUCUGAUGAGUCUUCUUUACUAGACGCACCUAUAUCCGAAGAAACCAAUUCUCAAUCACCAAAGCCCUCAGUCACUUUAACAAAACCUAAUUUGACAUGUUCCCUAUUGGAAUUGCUUACGAGUAAAACAGAGUAUACGCUCUAUGAGGCCACAGCCUAUUUAUCCAAUCAGCAGAUACCUCCACCCUUUCGAGUCAUCACUGUUUCAAAAGAUUACGUCUUACCACAGCGACAAUCAUCUGCUACCUCGAGUCUGACAACUCACUCGAAUCUCUCACCACUAUCACCAGACUCUCCUGUUUAUCCAGACGGAAUAAUGACACCAUUGUGGAUCAAAAGACACCUAUAUCAUCCGAGUGUAGUCGUUGGUUUUUAUGAACUGUGGGACUGGCAAAAUGAAACUGGAGAAAGGGCCAAACGGGAAACAGGACCUUUGGCUUCUCAAAUACUCAUUGAUCCUACCGAGAGAGAGUACGAUAUGAACUUGGCAAAUGAAAUUAAUAUGAGAAGAAAAUACUUUCAGGAUAAAGGCAUCAAGUUUGCAGCAGUCCUUAUACUCAAACAGAGACAUAUAGAUUCUUCAAUAGAGGAAAGAUUAUCUUCAAUUAGGAAACAGUGUGGUUUGGACUAUAAGAGCUCAUUUUUUACAGUAUCACCGGGAACAAUGAACGAGCUGCAGGAUUUUGUAAACAUUUUAUAUCGCGUCAUGUACGAACCUGCGGCACAAUUUUAUAGCAACCGUAUAAAGAAAAUUCGCAAGAAAAAAGCCAAGCUGCCUUCUCCUUCAACUGUUCCCAAAGCAACACUUGACUUUUCGAGUAACGAGAAACAGCCAUUGUCUGUCACAGGCUGGUCGCUGCGUUAUGAUUUUAAAACUGCCUUCUUUCAAGAAUGUAAACAAGAGAUUGACAGUUCUUUAAAAUCCUAUGAGGCUGCAUAUCAUUCGAUCGUUGACUUGCUGACGUCUUCUUCUUCUUCACCAUUUGGACAUCAUCAGCUGCCUGUCAACAGUAAACGAUGGCAAGAAGCACAAACUUUGGCAGAUUGUAUUAAUAUCAAGAUUUGCAAAUUUUACUUAUAUUUGAAUGAUUCAACAGCUGCCUUAGCACAACUAAAUGGUCAUUUACACAUGUUCCAAUCCUGUGCGCCUUCUUGGGGUAUUGGCGAGCAAACAUUUGAAUAUUGGGCCAGCCUUUCCAAACAGUAUCGCAUGUUUGCCGAUCUUAUUGAUGCAGCAGUACAGGCUGGAUAUAAAAUCCCUCUCCCUACAGAAUAUCUAUUAUCAUCUAAUGGAAAUGUGCCUGGUAGCCCACUGUUUAGCAAUACGACAAUUUCUAGCACUACCGGAUGUAAUCCUGGAUCAAUUCUUCAACAUCCAGGUUUUUACUAUCAUCUAGCAGCCAUGUGCUGUGCAGAGCGAAGAAGACGUUUUCUUGAGCUAGAGCGCGCAGCUGGCGGUAAUGCGGAGAAAGAUAAUUCACUUUUAGCUGAAAAGCUUGUCGAUCACUCUAGCUUGACUAUAGAACUGCUAACCAAGAGCUAUGAACAGUUCAAACGUUACAGAAAUGGACGCAUGACACUUUAUCUAGCAGCUGAAAUUGCUGGAACAUAUUAUGAGACAGGAAAAUAUGAUAUGGCCAUCAAGUUUUUUGAGAGAAUAGGAAAAACGUAUCGCAAAGAAAAAUGGAAUAUGGUACUGACGUCUAUCUUGAGAUGGUCUCUGCGGUGUGCAAAAGAAUUAGGUGCAUGGGAAAAGGCAAUAGAGUGUUUGAUAGAGCUCAUGUCGGAUGAACUUCCUAUGGCUGAAAAUAAACGGGCUGAUAUUCAACGAGAGUUAAUGGAUAUGCUAUCUAAACACCCUGAAUCAUCUGUUACGGAACGAUCACCAUUGGUCAUACAUAUGGAUCAGAUUAACCCUUUCUUACAUUGUCACGUUCAACUCAAGAGUCCUACAAAUUUUGUUGGUUCAAAGGUGUCUUACCAAAUCGUGCUUCAGACAAAUCGCUCUUCACCACAAAUCCCUUUUAGAUUUAACUCUCUUAGGAUAUUAUUCAAUAAUCCUCAAUACAACACCAUCAUAAAGGACCUUGGCAUAGAGACAGAUGUCAAGAGUACUGAGUUGAUUGAUUUUUCCAAUGAUUUAAAAAGGAUUGAAGAAGGCGAUCAUUCUGGAUGGCUCAACACACAAUGUGAUCUUGGAAUCACUAAGGAUCAAAUAAAAGUCUUGCAAGGAUGUAUUGUCCCAGAAAAAUGUGGUGAGCUCAAGAUCACUGGUAUUAUGCUUGAUUUGAUGUCCUCUCAUGGUCAAAUAGAGCUGAAUUAUCCAAUUGGCCAACUUCCUGAGCAACAACCUGCAGCACGAAGAAAGUGGUUAGAAGCAUCAGAUGAAGGCAAGAAGCCUGUAUUCAAAAUAUUAGAUGGACGAGGAGAGUUAUCGAUUGCAAACAUUAUGCAAAAGCCACCGAGUAUCGAUAUAGAAUUCGACUACAAUGCUCCUGCUUUGCUUGAUGAACUAUUUGCUCUUGAUGUCAAGAUAAAAAAUACCGAGACGGAAUCUAUUACUGCUACCCUCUAUACAGAAAUAAAGAAUGCGGAGGGAAUAGUCGACGACGAUUAUAUCGCGCUUUCUAGUGGUGAGGACGCCAAGGAUCAUGUAGCAGCAAAGGACAUUGAACUAGGCACAAUUGGUUCUGGUCAAACAGUGACCAAAACCAUAUUCCUUCACGGUGGAAGCAUAUCAGGUUCUAGAAUUAUCAACUUGAAUGCAAAAUAUACAGUCAUUGGAAGGAAUUUUUCUGAAGUAGUAGAAAAAUCAGAGUCAGUUCGUAUUCCUUUCAUUGCACCGUUUGACGCAAGCUUUGAGCUGUGCUCAAUAACAGAAAGACUUGAAAGAUCUAUAGGAAUUGAUCUCGAAAAAUCUGAAAAGUGGUUGUUAACAGCGUCAUUUCGAUGCUUCUCUGCGUGGGAUCUGGAAAUUAAAAGCAUAGCUAUAGAAGAGGACAAGACAUUUUCUCAUCCAUACACAUCUUUAUCAUUAAUAUCAAAAAUAGAAGACGUAGAUAUAACCAUCUGGAAAACAGGGCACAUAUAUAACGCCAAUUAUCUUUUUAAACUCCAUACUACUGACUUGACAGAAGCGCAACCUUCAGUACCUGCUGGUCACAUAGUUAUUACUUGGAAGAGGUCAGGAGUAGAUAAUGAGCUUUGCAAAUCUCUUAUUAGCCUUCCAUCUCUACAACUGCAGCAACAAAACUUGGUUGUUGUAUCAGAUGUCCCUGAUGAGAUAUACCUUGGUGAACCAUUUACACUAUCCUAUAUCAUCUAUAACCCCACAGAGCAUAUCGCUGAUUAUACAGCAUCAAUUGAACUAAGCGAAGCGUUUGUAUUUUCUGGAUACAAGCAAGUUAAAGGUCAAGUUUUACCUUUAUCAAGAACAGUAUAUGAUUACACAUGUUAUCCACUUUUGUCUGGGAAAGUUAAACUUCCAAAGCUUAAAGUCAUCGCCAUGCAACAGCAGAGCGGAGAAAAGGAAAUUCCUGUGGAAAUGGUUGGCACUGGCGUUACAUUCACCCUUGGAAAUGAUUUACAAGCAAGACAAAAUAACGUAAUGGACCCACAACAGCAGCAGUUUAUAUUUGCAUUUGUGCGUGCAAAACGAAAGCUCUGAUUCGAGCAGAGUGUU